UUGUUAUUUUCUGCUCUCUUCAGGCUGCUUCCUGUGAGCGCGAGCGCCGUCACCCGCACAUGCUCAUGAUGAGAGACGGAGCCGCGCGCGCCGGGGCCGCCAGUGUUUCUCAGCUGUGCUGGUUACUGCAAUGAAUGGCAACACUAUUGAAGAGACCCCGAGCAGCAUAGCACCCCCUUGUGGCUGGAGGGAGUUUUGCGAGCUUCAUGCGAGUGCCACAGCGCGAGAGUUGGCGCAACAUUAUCGCCGUUUCGCUAGAACUCGACCACCGCACGAUGUCGUUUCUCCGGAGAAAUUCAGCAGGCACUUCAGCACCAUCUUCCAGCACCACUUCCAGCGAGAGGUGGCCAAAGAAGAAGCCCCGCCCCCUCCCUUGACUGGGCGUGCAUGCACCUUCGCUGGAGUGCUCGAUUACCGGGAAACAGGUCGACCAGUGCGUGGAACAUCAUUUGUCAUUUUGCCACCAAAACUGGAGCGGGAGCAACCGCUACAAAACUUCACUACACACAGACCAGUUGGACACACCCAAGGGGUGGAGCUUGCUGAGAAUUACGCCACUUCACCUGCUUUGCCCUCACGUGACAAUGUCCUUUCUCAGUUUAGAAGAAGUGUUUGCCAGUUGUUCAAGAGACGUCCAUCGCAUGAUGACUCGGUCCAUGCCAGCUCCGGGGACGAGUCAGAAAGAAGAGGCGGGGCUUCAGCGGAACGCUUCUCGGAUACAGCGGCGCACGGUGGCUUCCAGCUGCUGAACCGUCUGAGGACGCGCAGCACAAAAUCACGGCAGGACACAGGAAAUGUAUGCAGGGAAGGACAUUUAAGGUACCUGGAGGUAAAUGAUACGAUUUCAGAUACGGCCCCACGCUGGAUGCGCUGCCGCCUGCUGCUUCGGAGGAUUAACGACAGGUUCGAGCUUGAGCUCUACAAUCCGCCCAAGGGUUCGAGUCCGAAGCUGAAAGUGCGCUGCUCUGACAUACAGGAGAUCCGAUGCUGUAAUCGACUAGAAAUGCCUGACAACAUCAACACAUUCGUAUUAAAGGUUAGUAACUGUCCCAGCAGCUUGAUAUUGGAGGCUGAUGAUGAACAGCAGCUGAAUACCUGGACAUCAGAACUCAGAAGCUGUAUCAGCACCAGGGCGGACAGUGUGGAUGCAGAUCUGCUCUGUUUUCCUGUCCCUGAUCCUGUCGUGAGGAGGGGGAGCAUGGAGUCUGGCAGUCCAAGCUCUCCAAGUUUCACACUGCCGGAGCAGACAUACCACAAGACAGAUCACUUCCUGUCCUCCUACCCGUGGUUCCAUGGGCCGAUUUCCCGCGUACGUGCCGCGUACCUGGUGCAGCAUGCAGGAGUCAGAGGUCACGGCAACUUCCUGGUGCGACAGAGUGAGACGCGGAGGGGAGACUAUGUCCUCACCUUCAACUACCAGGGAAGAGCCAAGCAUCUGCGUCUGUCUCUGACUGAAUGGGGUCAGUGUCGGGUCCAGCACCUGUGUUUCUCCUCUGUUGUUGAUAUGCUCUCUCACUUCCGCGUCUGUCCAAUCCCGCUCGAAUGUGGAGCAGCGUGUGAUGUCCUAUUGGCCAAUUACGUGCUUGCCACGCCCACCACCCCAGCGAUGUGUUCCUCAGUGGGUUCUCCGGUGUUGGUUCCGUUCUCCCGCUGUAGUUCAGAGCCUAGCCUGGCUCACUGGGGUCUUGAAGCGUCUGCCCCCAUCGCCCCGCUCCUUGGAGCUUCAUCUGGCCCCACCUUCCCUUCACACAACACUCCGGGACCCACCUCUGACUCCACCCACAUCCGGCGCAGUGAGUCGGUGGGCCGCAGGACUCUCCUCCGGCACCCAAACCCACUCCCUCCACUCCUGCACACCCGGGACUCGGAAUAUGAGCUGGAGCCGCUAAACAGGGGGCACAAGAGAGCCAUCGACAACCAGUACAUGUUCUUCUGAACGAGAGAGACAGACAGCUUUCGAGAUAGACAUCCAGCAGGGGGCGCCAGAGAAGUCUGACUGUUGUGGCGCAAGCAGGUGAAAAUGAUGAAGAGGAACUUGGGCAGCAUCCCAAACCUCGGAAUGCACUUCCUCUGGACUUCCUGUGGACUAGCAAGGGGAAGAUGAGUAAAUGUGCAGGAUGCACUCCCAGGGUCCUUCGGAGUGGGGAUACGUCUGACGAGUCACUCAGAGGUGAAGUGACACAAACUCAUGACACAAUGCACACUUCGCUCAAGUGUGUGUGUAUGUGUGUGUGUCAGCGUGGACAGAGUGGACACACACCUCACACUCCACAGAGACGCCUGAAAAUCAUGUCCACUUUGAAUGUACUUUUCAGAUUUGUUUCACUAUUCAGUGUUACAUGGCCUUUAGGAAAACAGUGUCGUGUGUGUGUGUGUGUGUGUGUGUGUUGGGAAGUUUCCAGAACAUUCUCUGUGAUACAUGCUUGUUCAUUUGGCUCCUUUUGGCACAGCACAAAGUGAAGAAAAAUGGGCGUGUGAUCUCUGUGAGUGCAGCCCUACUGGGACGCCAUUAGUUUAUAUUCAUCCAGAUCGGAAGCGUGUGUGCAUUUCUUCUAGAACCUGAUGAACUCAGGCUGAAUUCUAGAUGUCUCCGAUUUGUUUUUUAAUCAUUUCCCCCCAUUUGAAGAAAUUGUUUGAGCACUUCCUGUGUUCUCAGCUUUCUCUCGGGACGAGCAACCAACACAGAGGCAUCAGAUGAGGCUACAAAUGAGCUCGCCUGUCUAAAUCAGACCAAUUCAAACUAUAUAGAGGUUUAAAAAUCAGUUCUGAAGCAAAAACACGUCAUUUUAAGAAGAAUGUGAGCAGCUACAGAGAAAUAAAUUCAGCUAAUCCUCAGGCUGUUAGCAAGCACACACCUGUAGGUUAUGCUAGCUGACACUUUUGCUAAUUUUGCACUCAUUUUUAUGGCUAACUGUGUUGGCUGCUAUUGUUUAAGAAAAUUUGCUUGAUGUGUAUUUUGGUACAAUCAGUCAAAUAGUACCAGUGGAAAUAAUUUUUAUAAUAGUCUAAUCCUCAAUGUUUGCGCUAGCACAGCGUGACUUCCAGGCUAACUAACAUUUUUAUAGACUAGUUAUGAAAGCUAGAAAUGCUGUAAAGAAGUUUUUUUUCUUUUUUUUAAAGAAAUAGUUUGUAUGUAAUUUGUCAUAAACACUUAUAGCUAGCAAAGCAUGCACAUCGUGUUUGUGGCAGACUAGCAUGCUAAAAAAACACUGCUGCCAGAACAAAGUUGGCCUGGUUAGAUCAUAAAGUGAAUUAAAAUUUGAAUUACUCAUCAGUAUGAGUGAACUAAUAAACUCAGGGUGAUAUAAUAGGGCUAAUUUUCAUGCUCUGAGCUAGCAUAGACUAGAUUAGCAGUGCUAACAAAGCUAGCUAAUUCUCAGUCUCAGGGCUUGUUUACAGUGAGCUAACUUAGAGUUCCUGCAAGAAGAACAUUUACCUCAGGAAGCACAGCUUCUGUUGGUUCCUGAAGUCAAGUCUAUAAAAAGAUCAUAUGUUUUUUAGCUUAAAUAAAAAUGAUCACUCAAAGAUAAUGAAGAUUUUUUUUAGGUUUUCACUGUUUGUUCAGGAAUAUUGAUGCAGUAGCUGUGUGUCUUUGCUGUGGUUGCUCUUCCUGAGGGGAACGAUGGACGCUCGGUUCUCACAGAAAUAAAUUCCUGAUCCGCGUGUGGCGUAAAUGUACACUACCGUUCAAAAGUUUGGGGUCACCCAGACAAUUUUGUGUUUUCCAUGAAAAGUCACACUUUUAUUUCCCACCAUAAGUUGUAAAAUGAAUAGAAAAUCUAGUCAAGACAUUUUUCUGGCCAUUUUGAGCAUUUAAUCGACCCCACAAAUGUGAUGCUCCAGAAACUCAAUCUGCUCAAAGGAAGGUCAGUUUUAUAGCUUCUCUAAAGAGCUCAACUGUUUUCAGCUGUGCUAACAUGAUUGUACAAGGGUUUUCUAAUCCUCCAUUAGCCUUCUGAGGCAAUGAGCAAACACAUUGUACCAUUAGAACACUGGAGUGAGAGUUGCUGGAAAUGGGCCUCUAUACACCUAUGGAGAUAUUGCACCAAAAACCACACAUUUGCAGCUAGAAUAGUCAUUUACCACAUUAGCAAUGUAUAGAGUGGAUUUCUGAUUAGUUUAAAGUGAAAAGAACAGUGCUUUUCUUUCAAAAAUAAGGACAUUUCAAAGUGACCCCAAACUUUUGAACGGUAGUGUAACUGUCACCCGUCUCAUUGUAGCUCUGUGUGGAGGCGAGGGUUUUAUCGCAGAUGUUUAAUCAAUAAGAGACAUCACUGUGAGACAGUUGGACUGACCGCAGCAAUACUUCAGCAAUAAGAAGUCUCAGAAGUGCCUGAAUUUCCCCAGUCAGGGAAUCAGUGAUUCUUACACCAGUACUCUGUAUUUUCUAGAUUUCAAACAGGGAUGUUAGAUUAUCAUGUGCAACAAUUCGUACAAAAACAUGACGUGUGUGUUAAACCUGGACAAGAAACAUAUUCUCCGUCUUCAAGACGAGAUUGAUUUAACAUGGAUAGGCUCCAGCUUGCCCGCGACUCUGUAGGACAGGAUAAGCGGUGACAGAUAAUGGAUGGAUGGAUGUUGACGAUGUUCCUGCUGUUUACACGUCUUCGCAAAAUGAACAAGAUCGCCUCAUCAGAUGUUGCCAUGCUGGUUGUUGGCAUGCAAAAAGUUAAGGAAUAUAUUCAUGUUGUUUCAGUGCUACUCUGCCCCCUAGUGGAUGUAGCUUUUAAUUCUCUGGUUACACAUAACAUAUGCAGAUGAUUGCAUGAACAAUAGCAGCUCGUGUGUGUGUGUGUGUGUGUGUGUAGUAAAAAUGAAGUAUAUUUCCAGCUUUAGUGUCCGGUGGAUUAUAAAACAGCUUUUCUCCACCAGCAAGUUCCAUAACUUACAGACUAAAAUCAUCUGCAUAUGUUUUAAUUUGUUCAUAAUUUGUGCAUUUAUUUGUUUUUUUACAUUUGGUGUGCUCCUCCAGCAGUUAUGUGAGUGUUGGCAUAAAGUCCAACAGUACACAUUAGUUAAUUUAGCUUGAGAAACGAUCCAGUGCUGAACUCUGAAAACCUGAACUUGACUCCACCAGCAGGGGGCAGUGUACAGAUUUUUAGUGGAAAUUAAAUCAAUCUGCCAAGAAACAACUGAGUCUGAGAAAUACAGUAACCAUCGAUGGAAUAUUUUGUAUAAAAUGCCAAAAUGUCUCCACAGUGUGGAUAUCACACGUGCCUUAACAAGUUCCACCAAAAUUAAACCAAAGAUGUUUCAGUUUCUCUCAAAAAUAUAAAAAAUAAGGCAAUAAUUCUACCUUUAUUAAAAAUCGGCCAUUUAGGUGUUUUAGCUGUUUUUAUUUCAAACCAACCACUGUUGCUUUCCACUCAUAUACACACACACACACACACAAUAGAACAAAGAGCUGUUAGCUAAGCUACUAUUUACAACCGCAUCUAUUCGUGUUACUAGUCGUUCCAUGGCUCUGUGUCGAUUAGCAAAGGCUGAUCUCUGACCAAACAGUCGCGUGUCACUUGUAGCAGUUCAGCAAGCUAACGAGAUCAUAAGCACAUGAAAUUUUAAAAAAAAAAAAUCACAUCUAGAAAUAAAGAGAUCAGAAAUCAGACGCGAUCUUGCUAAGCUCUGGCUUAUACAAUCCUUACUAGACACGUUAGCAUUUUAGCGAACUGGCCCUUUAUGUGUCAAACAAAAGAAACUUUAUUUGUGCAAUUAUUUGGAAAUCAACUGACUGAAUGUAGUACUGUUUUUUAAAAAUAUUUCAAUAUUUUAUUUUUUUUUAGCAAGGCACUAAUGUUUUGCUAACCCGUCCUCGCCACUGAGUGUCCUAUCCCAAACUCGACAAAGUGGCGUCUGAUAAUCUCCAUCGUGAACGUGUAGAUGCUAAUCAGAAACGACUUGGUGUUGGUCAUGCCAAGUUGCAACUUUCGCAUCAGUCAGUUUGCAUCAGAACAGUUUGCAUCAACUGUUCGUCACUUUAGUCCACUUUCCCUUCUUUCUGUGAGAGAGACGUGCCAAAAAGGCCAGACGUUUAUCUGCUAAGCAUAAAAUCCCCCUCACACACCACAAUGGUUCUUGCUAAUCAGCUCAGCAAAAGGAAAGCAACGGUAUCUCGGAUCUUCUGUGCUUCUCAGUGUGCUUAUUUCACCUCGGUGUGGCUUCGCUUUUCCAGAAGAACACACUGAAGCUCCUCGUGUGCAGUGGUGUCGUUGUUCUCACAAUGUUCAAUGCGAUGCUUUUGGAAAAUUGAGCCCACACGUACCCCUAGCGUGAUGCUCAUUAGCGUAAUCACCCCUGUCACGACAGUAUACGUUCACACGUCGCCUUUUAUACAGCAGAGCAAUUAGUGUGUACUGAGUGUGAGCGGACACGGCCAUGAUUCACUACCUCACACUGCAUGGUGGACUGACUGUCUGCUUGGGCGGGAUUCCGUCUCGUCAGCUCCAACACAGAGGACUUUUAUCAGUUUGGGUUAAAAUCGUCAUGCUGCUUCGCUGUUUAUAAUCCUGAAUGUUUGUAAAAAGAAAAAAUAAACACUGUUUAAUUGUUUAAUGUACAAACCAUUGAGUUGUUAGAUUUACACUGCAAAAAAUUGAAAACUGAAUUUGAGGAGAAAAUUACUUAAUACUAGUGAAAUGAUCUUGCUGCAUGGACAGAUAUUUUUACUUGAUAAGACAUCUUCGACUAAGUUGGUUGCAAUCUAGAACUAGGUUUAAUAAUCUCAGAGUUGGUGUCUUGUAUUCUUCUAAUAGGAAAUGUUAGAUUGAUCCGACUAUUUUCAAGAUAUUUUCACUUGCUAAGAUGUAAUUUUUUGCAACAGACACACUUUCACAUCCCAGUACAGACAGGCUGUUUAUUCGGUCUUCGUUAAUAUUCCAGAACAUUCCUCGUAUCCUCCAGGCCAGACCGCUCCAGUCUAGUCCGGUCCGAUUUAUUCCAGUCCUCAGGGACCAUUUUGAUUCAUUCUCUUCCUUCACCAGCUCCGACUCAGGAAGGUGUUUGGUGUUCUCCUGCUUGUCGUUGUGUGAUGCUGCUGUCUGCCCGCCGUCGUUUCUCAAACUUUCCUAACGGUCUGGUUUGAUGAACAGAACUAUAGGGCUCAUCGAGAUUUCUGCAAACGACUCCGUGAUCUGAAAUCGUCCUAGUCUACGUCGAAUCCAGUCCUUCGCUCGUUUGCGAAUUGACAGAUGACCACAUCGACUGACCCGUACUCUAUGCUGGUGAUGUUCUGGCCUGCGUUUCCUGUUUCCUACAGAACCUCAACCCUGUGUUCAUUUGGAUCGUAUGAUAUUUCUUAAUGAUCAGCUGAUGAAUGUAGCUCCCUGGAUUAGCUUUAAACCUUUUAACCCAUCUGUAGUGUUCACCGUGCACAUAUUCACUGUGCCCCAUUCCGCCCCAACACCAUCCUCAGGAUGAUUUCACACCACCAGCGAGGUUUCUUAAAAACACCAAGUGUGAAAGCAGCCUUAUGCUUUUAAAGCAGUGUUUAUUUGGAAAUUCUCUCCAUUUCUCUUGAAGAUGAUCCCUCAUAAACAAAUUGAUGGAAAAGGGUCCUCGUGUUCAGAGAUGUAAAUAAUGCACCAGGGGAUGGGACUGGCGUUCGUGUCAGGGUUUUACUUCCGAUAACCCGAGCGCUGAGUGAGCCGUGAGCGAGCGCUGACUGACUGGAGACGUCUGUAAACGUCCAACAGACGCUACAGUCUGUGGAUUUAACGCACGGCCUUUUUUAUUCCAUGUUAAGAUUGCCGUCUUGUGCACAACCGUGACUGUCACCUUUUAUCUAUUUUCAUAACCCCUUCAGAGAGCGCUGUCUGUGUGUUAGCGGGAAUUCUUGGAAUUCUGUGAUUUCCUAAAAAUGUUUGGGUUUAUGAGACUGAUUUUCAGAAUUGUUCCAUGUAGAUUUGAGCGUAACGAUGCACGGAGACCCGCGUGUGGGUGAGCGAGUGAGUCUCUGGACUGUCUCCUGUUCCUCUACUGUACUGUUGAUGUUUCUGAGCACUGUAAACCCACAGGCUUCUUCCUCACACACAGUAAACCGCUUCUAGGAUUUUAUAAGGAUUUCCUUUUACUCUCCAUAUAACCAUCUGCAUAUGAACUUAUAUCCACUGUAUAUGCCACCUUCUCUCUCUCUCUUUUUAAAAGAAAAUAAAAAUAAAAUGAAUGUUAAAAUCUUUUUUCACA
Messenger RNA from Neoarius graeffei (lesser salmon catfish), 8178 nucleotides. It is a transcript of the gene sh2b3, whose product is annotated as SH2B adaptor protein 3. Gene Ontology annotation, biological process: intracellular signal transduction. Gene Ontology annotation, cellular component: plasma membrane. Gene Ontology annotation, molecular function: transmembrane receptor protein tyrosine kinase adaptor activity. The record is from RefSeq and is a predicted model, not a curated record. Lineage: Eukaryota; Metazoa; Chordata; Actinopteri; Siluriformes; Ariidae. The transcript is spliced from 8 exons. Bases 131 to 1936 code for a protein of 601 amino acids.